AUGUCUGCAACAAAACAAAUUCAAAGAAGUAAAAUUGAAUCUUAUCAAAAAUUUGCAUUAUUCCUAAUGAGUGUCUUGUACAUCCAUAUCAAUGGUUUUGUUAUCCCAGACAAGAAGAAUGAUACUUCUAGCAGCAUGUUUUUCACAAUUACCCAUGACCGUAAUGGCGCCAUGAAGCAAUUCAGCUUCAGAGGAGCAGAUUGUGCCAAUAUUAAAAAGUCUUUCAAUAUGAAAAUAACUGGUGAGAAUGAAACACUUACAAUCAACUUAUAUAAGAAGCAUAUCUUCUCAAACGAAUUGAUUGGAACAUUAACAAUCCCAGUUUGUGAAAUUGAGGCCAAUACAAAGUCCUUAAACGUUCUUGAACUUACAAACAAGAACGAUAAAUCAGAAUCUCCAAUCCUUUUAAGAUGCGUAAUCCAUUUGUCAAGCGAUAAAUCCCUUGCUUACAAUUGCCCUAAGGCCUUGCCUAAGCUCCCACAGUAUGAUCUCAAUAAGUCACAGCAGCUUAAGUCCGAGAGAAUUGCCUUAACAGCAACAAUGAAUACUAGACUUUCAGGAUCACAACCUAUCUUCUUUUAA
Molecule: messenger RNA, 582 nt
Organism: Trichomonas vaginalis G3
Lineage: Eukaryota; Parabasalia; Trichomonadida; Trichomonadidae
Product: C2 domain (calcium/lipid-binding domain, CaLB) family
Exons: 1
Coding region: 1-582 (193 amino acids)
Source: RefSeq, a predicted model, not a curated record